AUGAAGCUGAAGGAUGGAUCAACCCUCAUUGCUCGUCAGGUGUCCUCGAUAUUCUCUCGUAUGACAAUAGCCGAUCUUGGGAUUGACAUUCAAUUGGGACUUGACAAGCGUAUCUAUGUCACGCUGAAUCCAAGCUUGCAAGGAAAGGUAAGUGGGCUGUGCGGCAAUUACAACAACAAACAAAUAGACGACUUCACCACUUCCAGUGGUGUGAACGCUAAAGCCAACAUCAACAAGUUCGGUAACUCCUGGAAAGUCAGCCUUCACUGUGGUGACGUAGAGGAGAAGAACCUACGACCUUGCGACCUGAAAUCCCAGCAACGACCCCUGGCCGAGGAGAUUUGCCGUAAACUCCGAGAAGAGCCUUUUGCUAGCUGUAACCAAGAGAUCCCAGUUGAUAAGUACGUUGAGCAAUGCGAGCAGGAUGUAUGUGGCUGCCCUCCUAGCGACAAGGAAUGCCAGUGCCUAGCCUUUGCUACCUAUGCUCGGGAGUGUUCUGUGGCUGGGUUUGACUUCUUGUGGAGAGGCCUCCAUAACUGUCCCAUAAAGUGUCCAGUUGGCCAGGUUUACAAGAUGUGUGGUUCAAAUUGUCACGUGAAUUGCAAAGAUUUCUUGACACAACAACCUUGCCACGAGGAGUGUGUAGAAGGCUGCCAAUGUCCAGAAGAUAAAGUUCGAGAUGACGAAUCAGGACAGUGUGUAAAAGUUGAUUACUGCCCAUGCAUAGUUGACGGUAUCGUGUACCAAUCUCAUCAGUCUUGGAAGAAAGGAUGCAAUGACUGUUUUUGUUCUUCGGGGACACACACCUGCACAGAGCUCGACUGUUCAACUUAUGAGACUUGUGCCGAUGGUAUGGAAUGGAUUCCCUGUCUGCAAUGUGAGAGAACCUGCCAAAGUGCCAACAAGGCAUGUAGUAUCCGAAGCGGCUGUACCCCUGGGUGUGGAUGUCCGAAAGGUCUAGUCUUACACAAAGGAUCGUGCAUAGAUGUCUCGGAUUGUACUUGCGAGUACAAUGAUAAAAGCUACAAGCCUUUCGACACCACUGCAAUGGAUUGCCAUACGUGCAUGUGUCACACUGAUUACCGAUGGAUCUGUGACGAAGACCAAUGUCCAUCUACUUGCCGGUCAUAUGGAGAGUCGCAUUUCCAAACACUGGACGCAAAAUGGUAUUCAUUUCAAGGCAACUGCGAAUACACCUUGGUGGAAAAUUUCUGCGGUGGGUCCAACGUUGAGGGGUUCUUCCGAGUCACGAUCGAAAACGUUCCUUGUGGUAGAAAUGGGGUAACUUGCACCAAGGCAGUGAAGUUCACACUUCAUGACACCACAAUCCAUCUGGUUAGAGGAGCAGAGUAUACUGUAGCCAAGGAUCCCAGAGUAACCACAAAAGCCCGAUUUAAGAUGGAAGAUGCUGGGCUCUUUCUUGUCAUCAAGACAGCUGAAGGAAUCCUGUUGAAAUGGGACUAUGGCACAAGUGUGUUAGUGACCCUGGAUCCAUCGCACGCAGGACAAGUGUGUGGUCUUUGCGGUAACUUCAACGGGGACUCAUCUGAUGAUUUCUACACAAGAUCCGGUGCAAUGGAAUCUUCGCCACAACUAUUUGGUAGAAGUUGGAGAACCUCAGAAAACUGCCCAGAUCCUAAAGAACUGACCUUGCCGUGCAAAUCGGAGCCUCAUCGAAGAGCUUGGGCUGAGUCUGUUUGCAGCAUAAUCAAGAAGUCCAUCUUUGCUUCAUGUCACAACCUUGUUGACUCUGAACCUUUCUUCCAAGCGUGUGUCUCAGACACCUGUUUCUGCGACAGAGGGGCUGACUGUGAGUGCAUGUGCACUGCCGUCACAGCAUACGCAACCGCUUGCAAUGAAAACAACGUUGCAAUCGCGUGGAGGGCAGAGGGAUACUGUCGACAGGGACAGGGUAAGUGA
Asterias rubens (European starfish) is the source of this 1920-nucleotide messenger RNA. RefSeq names its product von Willebrand factor-like. The coding region runs from base 1 to 1920 and encodes 639 amino acids. Gene Ontology annotation, cellular component: extracellular matrix. The transcript is spliced from 12 exons. The record is from RefSeq and is a predicted model, not a curated record. NCBI's taxonomy places the organism in Eukaryota, Metazoa, Echinodermata, Asteroidea, Forcipulatida, Asteriidae.